AAUGUUCAUCAGGAGUCUUGAGUUUCUUCUUUACUUUUGUCUAUGGAUUAAGAAGCAUUGUGUGGUUAUUCUAAGAAUUAAGGGUUUGAAUCUGGUUUUAUAAAUACAUUUUUUUUUAUUUUUUGCUUUUUAUAUGUGGCCCCUAAAAUUAUGUGAGACUAUUUUAAUUCAUUUACCUCAGAUUUGCGUAUUAGUCUCAUAAAUACUCUUACAUAAGAAAAAUAAAUAUAAAAAAAAAAACCUUUUUUUAAUAUUUUUUUAUAAUUACUUUGUACCACAGAUCAGAACCGUUCAGUCCUUAUCUUAUUUCUUUGUUUCUCAAAUCGCAGCACGUAACAUUCUAUCUUCAACUUCACUUCAGGAACCGAACCCGAAUCCUUAGAAUGGAUUCAAACAUGGUCCGACCUUCAGCUCCAUUUACACACAAAUCCAAUUAUUAUUAUUAUUUAACCACCAUAAAUUUUAAAUCCCGUUUUUUCUCAACUCCCCUGACCAAAUCAUUCAACUUCAAACUGGAAAGUAAAAGCAAAGGCCAAAACGGUAUCGUCUUCGACGAGUCGGCUUAUGAAGCUGAGCGGUUGAGCCUUGACGCCAAGGCGCGGCAAUCCAUGGCUGAGACUUCAAAAAGGGAGACGGAAAUGGGUACAGAUGAUGACCCUAAAGCAUGGAAAUGGGUAAUCCGAGAGAUUUGGGAUUUAAUGGAGACCCGCAAUUUCGCCCAGAACCCCCGACCCGUUCACCAUCGGAUCCCCAAUUUCGUUGGCGCUGCCGUUGCCGCCAAAAAUCUGGGUGGGUUGGAGGAGUUUCGGAUCUCGGGUUGUGUGAAGGUUAACCCGGAUUCGCCUCAGAAGCAAGUCAGGUUUCUAACACUUUCUGGUGGGAAGCAGUUGUUAACUCCACAGCCGCGUUUGAGGACGGGCUUUUUUUCUGUACUUGAGUCAAGUAUGUUAAGUCCUAGUACAAUCAAUGAGGCGUGCACCUCUGUAGGAGUUGCCAAGUAUGGAAGACCUAUUGGGUUGGAUGAAAAACUCAAGGUAGAUCUAAUUGUCAUUGGUUCUGUUGCUGUUGACCCGAAGACAGGGGCUCGACUUGGCAAGGGAGAGGGAUUUGCAGAACUUGAAUAUGGGAUGCUGCGGUGUAUGGGAGCUAUCGAUGAUUCAACACCUGUUGUCACUUCUGUGCAUGACUGUCAAUUGGUGGAUGAUAUUCCAGUCGAGAAACUAUUGAUCCAUGAUGUUCCUGUGGACAUUAUAUGCACUCCCACUCAAGUCAUUUUCACCAACACAACUAUCCCAAAGCCUCAAGGUAUCUACUGGGACAAAUUAUCUCCAGAAAAGUUGGGACAAAUUCGGAUACUGAGGGAGCUCAAGAUCCGAAUUGAACGGGAGACUGGUCAGAAGCUUCCUUCUGGUCCAUCAGAGAAAUUACCCCCCACAGCUCAAAGGAAGAGGCGGUAACUUACUGUAUUUCUAAUUUUCUUUGUAUAAAAACAAGUUUGAAAUGAAGAAAAUGCACAACAAAUACAAAUACUACAUUGCUAGUACAUAUGUAUAUGUUACUAUUUUGUGAUUGUACGGACGAUCAUUCUGCUCUAUGAUUUGUAUUUUUGUACUAAUUCUUUUUGGUCAA
This is a messenger RNA of Mangifera indica (mango), 1629 nucleotides long. RefSeq names its product 5-formyltetrahydrofolate cyclo-ligase-like protein COG0212. NCBI's taxonomy places the organism in Eukaryota, Viridiplantae, Streptophyta, Magnoliopsida, Sapindales, Anacardiaceae. The record is from RefSeq and is a predicted model, not a curated record. Gene Ontology annotation, cellular component: cytoplasm.